Molecule: messenger RNA, 978 nt
Organism: Blepharisma stoltei
Lineage: Eukaryota; Ciliophora; Heterotrichea; Heterotrichida; Blepharismidae
Source: the annotation of a GenBank genome assembly
AUGGAUCCUGAUACUCAGCUCGAUAAAUCGUAUUCAGACAUUAUAAUUUCAAGAUACAAGCAACUUCUCGAAAACCAACGUUGCUUUGACUGUAAUAUUAAAAAUCCUCAAUGGUUUUCAACUAUUUUUGGCAUAUUUUUAUGCACUUCUUGUGCUUCUGAUCAUAAAAAACUUCCAAUCCAGACAAAUUUAAAAUCUAUUGAUAUUGACUUAUGGACGCCCAGAGAAUUAUGCUAUAUUGAGUAUGGCGGAAACAAAAAAGCCAGAGACUACUUCAAUAUAAUGAACAAUGAAAAUAAAAUAGACUAUACAUCAAAUAUUGCAACAUCAUGAAAAAAUGAGCUUGCUAAAGAAGUUAAUAGUGUGCAUCCUCUUAAAAUUACCCAAAGUGACAAUACCAAUACAGCUAUAAUCAUUACUAAUAAUAAUGAAGAGAAAAAACAAGACAUCAAGCCAAUCAUCUUUAAGCCAGCGCUGCCACAAAAUACUUCAAAUCAUAAAUUUAAAAAAAUAAAAAAUGAAGAAAUUCAUUCAGAUUUUAUUUUCAAGCCUGUUGUAUUUAAGUCUCAGGAGCAGCAAGAACUAUUUUCUGACCCUCUACCACUAAUAGCUCCAGCAAAACAAAUUAUAGAUUCAAAUGAAAACAUGAUUCAGCCAGUUUGUGUCAAAGCUGAAAAGAAGCAGAUUGAGAAAAAAGCUUUUUCUUCAGAUGAUUUUGAGGAUAAAAGGGAAAAUAAUAGAGGAAAAGAAAGACUCGCGCUAUAUGCAAACGCAAAAGCUAUCAGCAGUGAUAUGAUUUUUAAUGGAAACAAUGGAAACAAAAUAAAGGAGAGCAAAGGAGAAAUUAUGAAGGAAAAAGCUGCACAAGUAGCUCACUCUGUAGCAGAUAAAGCAGAAAAUUUAAAAUUUAAAGCAAUUAAUGCUAUAAAAAAGCUCCAGAAUAAAUUCAAGAAGAGACCUGCAUAUGAAGACAAAUAA